Molecule: messenger RNA, 417 nt
Organism: Blastomyces dermatitidis ER-3
Lineage: Eukaryota; Fungi; Ascomycota; Eurotiomycetes; Onygenales; Ajellomycetaceae
Exons: 1
Coding region: 1-417 (138 amino acids)
Source: RefSeq, a predicted model, not a curated record
AUGCUCAAUGCUCCCUCCCUUUCCCACCCGAUAUACGCUGUAGACUUUCAGGAACAUGCCGUGCCGCAAACAGCGUCUAUUGCAGGCAGAGAGAGAACGGGAAACAAACAGCUCUUCCAAUCGGGAAGUUACUAUACAAUCAAUCCAGCUGAUAGAAUCGCUUGCAUCCAACCUGCUGCUGAACUGGCCGAUUUCAUCGACAUGGUGGAGAGCCCGAAUUGUAUCAAGGUUUCCUCGAAAGGCAUUUCUCUACCAGGAAUACGGAGAAAACAGCUAGAUCGGACCCAACUGCACACUCUCAUUACAAGGUCCGUCCCUGUAUCAAGUGUUGCCCAUAUUCUCCCUACUCCGUUACGCUCUACAUGUACCUCUCAGCCGAAGUUUAGGCAUCAAAUCCAAGGUUGUAUGUAUAUAUAG